UCUUCUUUCCCUCGUACUCCAUCAUUUCUUGUUCUUCUUCCUUCUCUUCAUCUGUCUCUACCCUUCUACGCAACUUUCCUUCUUUUCUAUUGAGCUUCCAAAUAUUCUCACGGCUUGCUAUAGUAGUUGCACCCUCCAAACACAAACUGAUUCCCUUGUCUUUUCAUCUAAUUGCUUGGUCUUUAAUGGACGCGCUUUAACUUUACGCACGGAAACUGAUAAGGUUCAGGUACUUGUAAGAGAACAUACUGUAAAACUAAAAGGAAAAAAUGGCCUUAGAUCACUUCGAGGAGAGUGUGCACCAAAAAGGAAAUUGGAAAUCUUCCAGUGAAAUCAUUGCAGAUUCUGGUAGAAAUGCCUCUGGUAGCUUUGACUGCAACAUCUGCCUGGAGUGUGUUCAAGAUCCAGUGGUGACACUUUGUGGUCAUCUUUAUUGCUGGCCCUGCAUAUAUAAAUGGCUUCAUUUUCAAAGCACCUCUUUGGAUAAUGAAGAGCAACAGAAGCCACAAUGUCCUGUAUGCAAAUCAGAAGUUUCUCAAUCCUCCCUUGUUCCAUUAUACGGCCGCGGCCAAACCACAAUACCUUCUAAAGGGAAGCCACAUCAAGUAGGGACUGUCAUACCACAAAGACCUCAUGGUCCCAGAACACUUAACAUUAGAAGUGUUUCCCAACCGAUUUCUCAAAGUUACCAUCCCUAUAGUAAUCCUUAUCAUCCUCAACAAUUCAACUCGAUUCCAAGCGGUUACACCUCACCUAUGAUUAGAACAAGUGGUUCAAUAGACAACACAUUUGGAAUCUUUGGAGAGAUGAUAUAUGCAAGGGUAUUUGGUAACCACGUGUCAAACCUCCAUACAUAUGCCAAUCUUUCGGGGACCAGUAACCCAAGAAUGAGAAGACAUUUAAUGCAAGUUGAUAAAUCACUCAGCAGAAUAAGUUGUUUCCUCCUUUGCUGCCUAGUUUUGUGUCUGCUCUUAUUCUGAUUGCUAUUUCGUUUUCAUCCUUAGUUAUAGUACAUCCGUACUUAGAAUACGUUCAUUCAUGAUCCAGAUGUAUUCUAUGUUAGAGUAGCUGCAAAUUAAUGCUGAGUUAUGUGUAAAUUACCAAUCUCUCUACGAGCUAUAUGAAAUGAAUAAUGAUAUUCUUAUACCAUUUUUAGAACAUUUUUUUUCUGUCUC
Glycine soja is the source of this 1175-nucleotide messenger RNA. Its product is annotated as E3 ubiquitin-protein ligase RMA1H1-like. The transcript has 3 exons. Bases 270 to 980 code for a protein of 236 amino acids. Gene Ontology annotation, cellular component: endoplasmic reticulum. The record is from RefSeq and is a predicted model, not a curated record. Gene Ontology annotation, molecular function: ubiquitin protein ligase activity; ubiquitin-like protein conjugating enzyme binding. Gene Ontology annotation, biological process: ubiquitin-dependent protein catabolic process. NCBI's taxonomy places the organism in Eukaryota, Viridiplantae, Streptophyta, Magnoliopsida, Fabales, Fabaceae.